UCCGGGUUUUUGUGCUCAGAAGCAGGCAACUGUACAUGUCAAGGAAAGGUUAAUGUGACUGUGAAAUGCCACUCUGCUGGUGAUAGGCUUGAUGAAAUUGUGUCCGAUUUUCCUCAAACGACAACACAUAUGUAAGUAGAAAAAAGGAUGUAUGCUAGGUCCUGAAACUUUUACUUACUUACUUUUUUUUUAUUCCGAAAAUAAUUCAGUGGCGUAUACCUAGGACAAUAUCCCCUUUAUCACAGAUGAGGCCCAUAGAACUCUCGACUAGAGUUAUGAUGAAAGCAACGGAAAAAUUUCCGCUCAGCCCCAUACUUCAUUAUGCACACAGUUCCUGAAGGGAGAAAACAAUGGCAAAAACAAUAAAUUACCUUUGGGGCUACAGCUUUGUUUUAGAAUGGCAUGGGGUUACACGGAGAUCUUUCACAAUGGAAAUCUCUCAGCUGAAACUUAGUGAUUGAGUGUUGGCAUUUCAAAUUUGUCGACUUCGCUCUUCUAUCACGCUAAGCUAGGCUGCAGUCGACGGAUGGUGAUCUGUCUACUUAUCUAUGAACUUCAGUUAACAUUUUUAGAGCACCGUAUACGUUAGAAAAAUUCGUUACGAUUUCUCAAAUAAAAAAUCUCCCCAAUAGAGGUUGUACUGUUGGCUUACUGGUUUUAAAGUUUUUUAUUUCGUUUCCAAUUAGAUGCAUAUCCAUCUAUGUUGGCGCCGGUUUUAUUUGUAUCUCUCCAGAAUUCUUAGGAACAACAGAAUAUCCAGCCUCUUGCCGCUGAUAGCUCUUCGUCGUUUCAAACUGCUGCAAGUGUUGUAAGUGUUACGAAAAGCUGUAUCUAUUGAAGUACGAUGGAGAAUAAGGUGAACUCCCUAUGGGCAUGUCUAUUUAUUCAAAUUUCAUUUUUUGGGGGAAACCCAUUUAAAAUUAGACUGAACCAUGCACCGAACUUGAAAAUAAUAAUUUGAAAGACCAAGCAAGUCAUAACUCCGAUAUGCAAAUGCAUCGUAAGGGCGAACACCGUGAUAAUUGGUCGGGCCGAACUUGCCCGGGCGCAACGCUAUAUUCAGAAUACUAACCGAGAAUAAACUAUAGCUUGUUACAAUUUGUAAUAUUCAUCGUUGCUUUAAAUAACACCUUUCAAGUGAGCGAAAAACAUCGAGCUCAGGGCACAAACCGUUUCGAUUGUUAACGUUCUGAUGCAAAACAAGAACCGUGGUGACAGUUAAAGGUCAUUAGAAGAAAGGUCCAAAUUUAAGGACCUUGGUAUAAGAUUGUAAAUUGCUUGAGAAUUGUACGACACGAAUGCUUUCGAUAAUUACUGGCUGGUCUGCAGUAGGGGCAAUAGGUCAUUAUGAUUUAAAAAAAAAAAACAACAUGAAUUUGGCGAUUUCAAACGUAUUGCCGUACUUGGACUGAUAUCUAAAAUUCCUAGUUUGGAGAAUAGAGGAGCAAUCGAUAGUCUGAAUUGGUUAUAGCCCGUACAGCUUGCUUUUUCCAAACAAUAAAUUCUAUUUACAACCAGGUGGAGUUACAAUACACAAUAUAUGGAUAAAUGAUGGUGUUGUACAAAGUGAUAUUGGUUGUAGAGGAUAGGAAAAAGCGAGACCGAACUAUAAUACCUAUCGAUCCGUGAAUUAAUGAACCAGGGUGAGCAUAACUUGCCCCUUGAAAUAUACGUGACCUGUGAAUCUUUACUUAUCUUUUGUGAAAACCUCAAUUCGUGCGCGACCAGGAAUCAGAAACCCCUUCCUCCCCCCCCCCCCGCCCCAUGCAACUCUCUUUCAUGCAACUCUCUUUCGGUUCUUGAUGCAUUAGAUGAUUGAUUUAUCACGAGUUUUGCACAACGACUUCAUGAUUCCUUUUUGUCGACUGAUUUGGUGAUUUUGAUCAAGAAUUAAUUCAUGUUUUUUGCUACGUACAGUCAAACUUGUAUUAAGCGGUUAUCCCACGGAGUAAUGGCUUGGGGCCUCCUAAUACAAGUUGACCGUUUAAUACGGUUUCCAUAGAAUAGGGAAUUAUUAAGAAAUGAAAAAAGGGUCAUUUUAAGCUAUAAUUGACCAUCUAAUGAACAAAAAUUUUCUCAAUAAUACUAUCAACAUUGAUUUCGGGAGAUAAAUGUGGAUUAAAUUUUAUGAGAAAGAUUAUUCUUAGUUUUAUGUGAGUUGCUCCGAUUUAAAUGACCAUCCAAUACAGGUAGAAGACAAUACAAACCGGGCCUUUGGGACUCAGUAAAGGGUGAUCACGACUGCCUCAGAGACGUUACCGCUUAAUAGAUAUGAAAAUUACAGCAAUUAAGCAGUAAAACUUUCAGGACUUUGACAACCAACUACUUAAUAUAGGCUGACCGCUUAGCACAGUGCUAUUACUACAGGUUCGACAGAAAUGUUAUAGUUAUUGCCUGUUCUCUAUUACAUGGUUCCUGGCAAUAAUCUAUUCAAAAGGGUCACCUCCAUUCACAUAUGAUUUUUCUAUGCAUAAUUAUUGUACGUAUUCUCUCGAUGCAGAGAUCUUCGAGGCAAUCUUAUUACCACACCAGGCAGUAUUCAAGUGGAACUUGUCCUCGGGCGGCUAUCAAAAGUGUAAGUUUGACGUAAUCUUCUGCCUUAAGAGAAAAAAACAGUCUGAGCACCCAUAUAAUUAACAUUCUUUCUUUCUUUUAUGACAUGGACACUCUAAGUAUGAUGGGACUCCAUCAGAUAUUGUCUUAAAAUUGUGCAUUUGCCACAGUCACAUAAUCGAGAAAUGUCAGUAGGGGUUUAAAGUAUGUUGAUCGUAUGAGCACAAUUUAAGAUUCGAGCACUGAUCAUUCUUUUCUGAGAGGUCAUGUAGAUAGACGCUCUUAAACAUACAGAAAGCAAAAGAUUAUGUAUAAGGAUAGUUAGUCCAAUAUAUAGACAUGUUUCAUGUGCUUACCAAUUACCAACCCUAUAGAAAUCUUUCGGGGAAACAAGCCCUCAGAUAAACCACUGGAACUCUCAUCUUCAGCUCAAACCUUUCAAAACUUUUAGCAGAAAAUUAAAAGUAGUCACCCCGUUGAAACUUCCCAUUAAAGAGUCUCAAUCUGGUUUAACUGUCAGUCGUCAAACGUGGAAGAGGAUAAGAGAAAUGCAAUUAUUUAUGACCAGAGGAGUCCGAAGGAUGUUUGAGGGGAAUCACAUGAUUUUCUAGGGGAAAAAAGGGGAGAUCAGUGGUCGCUAACAGAGUACAUAGGGGGGGACUAUAGAAAGUGGAGUGUUCCUUUUAUCCCUUUGGCCCCUAGGCCCCUCUCUUCUCCCAUCUCCUCUCCCCUCUUCCCUCCUUCAGGAGACUGUUUAUGACGGCUACCUUUUUCUGAUCGAAUCAGAAAAAAAAGGGGGGGGGGAAUGGGAGGACAAUGUGACGGCCUUAUGCGCCUCAUCCGAGCGAUGAUGAUGAUGAUGAUAACGAUGACGUAAUUGGCCAGCGUAAAGAAUUUCAAAACUGACGUUUCGAGUAUUAUCCCUUCGCCAUUCGUUCUGACUCGAAACGUCAGCUUUGAAACUCUUUACGGGGACCAAUUUCCGAUUAACUGUUAUACUCUCCCACCGACGCAGUACAACAGUUUCUUUAGAAACCUGCCCCAUUUACUAAUUCUCGGAACGUCAUCUUUAGAAACUCUUGAUCUCUUUAUGGUGGCCAAUUUAGAUUACUAACACAGUUGAUAAAACCAAAUUAUACGUUAUAAAGCUCGUGUAAUGAUAUUUAUCUCCAUAGUUUAUUGGACAAUAACCCUCUGGAGUGUGACUGUGGAAUAACUCCUUCCCUUUGGACAGCCGAGGUGACUGGCACGUGUGCCCAUCCACCACAUCUGAGAGGAAUUGAAGUUCAAACGCUUCAUAUCGAGGAUUUCAAAUGUGGUGAGUUUGAUCCUCGGUACCUUGAGAAGACUCCUCCGAUUGAGAUUAGGUGAAAUGAGGAAAAUAAAAAUGAAACAAGGGAAGCUUCCACUUACAAAACGUUUAAUUCUCGUGAAUAAAGAAUUCAAAAUUAUCAUACGUUUUUGAGGCAAGGCACACCCUGUUUCUUGAAGGAAAACAAUAGCGAGGACAUGACCGUCAAGUGUGUCGAUAGAGGCAUAUGAAUGAAUUUUGAGGAGGAGUUUUAGCCUCCUCUUUAAUUCCUCAGCGAGACUAGCCUAUUUUCACGAUGCUCUGUUGCUAGGAAUAAGCUGUGCAAGACUUUUCAUCCUUGGAAGGCGCACGACAGGCUAUUACAGAAUACACAAACCCAAAAUGGUUGUAUUGCCCGGAAACAUGAGCUACAUUCGCGCGUGGUGUGACAUGCAAGGAGCGGAUGGAGGAUGGAUCCUACUUCAACAGCGUAACGAUACUACUGUAAACUUCUCAAGAAACUGGGUUUCUUUUGAAAACGGUUUUGGUAAACCUGGCGUUGGGUUCUGGGUGGGAAAUAAAUACAUGCAUGCCAUAACGUUAAAUAGACGACAUGUGCUAAGAAUUGAAUUACCCGAUAUUUACUGGGGAGACCAAUCGCUGUUUGGGGAGUAUGACAAUUUUCAGGUGUCAAGUCCUUCUACUAACUAUAUUCUUCAGGUGGGAAAUUUUCGAGGCAAUAUGGCUAACAUCCUUUCAGCCGUCAACAACUCUGCGUUUUCCACUUGGGAUCGUGAUAAUGACGAUUUAGAUGGCUCGUGCGUCAUGGAAAUGAAAGGAGCCUGGUGGUAUGGAGACGAUUGUCUUGUGGCAAUCCCGAACAGAAUGGUGCGUUUCGUUAGGAUAUCAAUGAAGGCUAAAGAACUCUUGGGAGGUAAUUUUUUAGUAAAAUGCAGCUGUUUCUGCUUUACAAAUUCUUAGUCAAAUUCCUUUAUGAGUUAUUCAAUUCCGACAUGGAUUACAAUGUUUCGGCUGCAUACUGCCAUUCUCUCUGAGAAGAUGACAUCGACUGAUGCUUAAGAAUUACUAUGCUUUGCUGUAAUUGGUCAAUUUUCAACCAGUGAUCACGUUCCCCAAGUGGUUCACUGGUGCACACCUCUCCUGUGUGUGUACCUUGAUCGUCGGCUUUCAUGUUUGUAGGAUUUCUAUUUCACUAAAGCUAUUAGGGAUGUAACCAUGGAUUCGAAGGCGAAAAGCCUCAAUCAUAAAUGCAAUGUGCACGUUUUAUAAUAGAGACCACGACCCGUAAACUUUGCUUUGCUCCAAAGCGGUCAGUACCCGGUAUUGUGGGUGAGCUUAGGAACGGCGCGCGGUAUCUGUGCAUAGCUUCUCGUCCAGUCUCGCCCGUUAAAAAUAACGGCAUUCAUGGGAAAUCCUGUAGUUUUCCAGGCUUUGAAUAUUAUCUUUGCGAUGCCUAAUCUAUGGUUUCAUUUUGUCUGUUUCAUAUCUUUUAUAACCAUCUAAGACUUUUGCCUUCAGUUCGCCCAUAACAUGGACCAUCAUAUCUGUCGCUUAUGUCUAAUGUUGCGUAAACUUGAUGGCAGGUUUCAUCCUUCCCAUCACCUACUGCAUACACUUGUUAAACUAACGUUUCACUGAAAACACGAGAAACGAACUGAAUCAAGCUCUCCUGUGUCUUCUAGCCAAUAAGUAUUGCCAUUUCGGCUCUUUUCGAAGGCUUCUUUGAGGCCUUCAUUUACACCCCAGUAUACAUCGAUCUGCAGCCUUUGGUUAUCUCGAUGCUACUCACUCUUAUUCAUGGGGUUUGCUUUUUCCAGUCUGUAAAGUUUCGUCUUCGUUCUGCUUGAUUCGUGCAUUCAACAUCCCGCACCACAAGCGGAUUUCGGUCUUGUCCAUGACCUCGUUGGCCGCAGGUCUUUUCGCUUUUGUUUACUUUUUUAGCUUGGCUUGAGACGUUGCUACUUCUACGAAUUUACUUCGUCUUUUGGGAAUGGUUGGAUGGCUUGACAUCCAAAACCCUGCCCCAAUAUCCUCGAAAAACUCGUGCGUUUGAACGGCUAAGGGUUGUGACUAUAAGAGGUAACCCUGCCCCUAAGACAAACAGAAGAGAACCCGGCCGGCGAGCGAGAGCUUUUUGAGCAGAACCCAGCAAUAAUGAAGCUUUUAAUCACUUUACGCGUUAAGGAAUGUUACUAGAAGAAUGGGAGCGUUUCUUUCCCUCUCAGCCUUGCCCGCGAUAAACAUGUAAAUAAGGUAUCUUCAUUUUCGUGUGAUUAAGACAAUAAAAUCAUCACUUAACUGAAUUAAACCCACCUUAUCAAUAUUACAGUUCUUUUCGCUUAUUCUAGGUAAUUGUUCCCUUAAAGCUCUUCCCAGUAGAAUCGAAUGUGGAUUGCCAAACAUCACAAAAGAGGACUGUCUAGCACGUGAUUGUUGCUUUGACGGCGACGCAGUUGAUAACACAUUAAAGUGCUUUGUUCAGCCUCAUCUUGGUGAGUGAACAAUGUUCCAUAUUUCUUUCAUUAAAAAAGGUAGUAAAUCUGUUUUCUUGAGUGUUUGUUUAAAACAGGAUCGACUAAAGUAUUGUGUAUAAUGCUUUCAGUCAGUAUUACGCUUUAAGAUGGUCAUUAACUUAAGUACGUGGGGUAAUAAAACUCAAAAACAGCUAACACACUUAUUGCAUAUAUAGUUUCGUGUUCAAAAACAAAACAAAACAAAAAAUAAAUGCGAAAAUAGAUCCAAACUGACAUAAAUCAACACUGUAUACAAAUCAUGGAGUCAGGGCCGUCAAGUUGUGGUCCGACGCGCAAGUUCCAUCGCAGCUCAUUGUGGCAAUCUCUGGUCAUGGCAAUGAAGCAAGCCUCAGAAAUUACAAAGUCCGCUCUUUGAGUGGGCAAGUAAGGGCUUGUUCCGAUAUCCUUUUCCGAUUCGUUGAGUGUGAGGCCUAGGCUGUCACAGCAGCUCAAUUUUCCAGACGCCAUCACCUCGAGCGAUCUUCAUGUUCCUAUGAAUUCGACAGUCUUUCAUUCACACACCACACCGCCUUUAUUUAGCUUAAUUAUUAUUCAACCAAUCAAGUUAUUUGAACCAUUCUAACGAGGAUUCUGAUUGGCUUCUUUUAAUGUGCCUUAUGUUGUUCAGAUGCAGGCUCACGCCACGACUGUUCGUUUGGAAAAUAAAGUUUGUUAAGAAAAUUAUACGAAUCGGUGGGGAAAGUAAUUUUUUCUUCAUCAUAAAACAGAUAAAGAAACCUCGACUGCGCUCUGUUCUGUUGAGCACUUAGAGGAGAAAGAAAGCACUUAGGGAGCGGUUGGAGUACUCAAGAAGUGGGGAAACACGCGACUAAGUCCCGUCAGUGUUUUCCCUACACAUCUAUCGCGCUUCCUGCAUGUUCACUCAUGUGAGCAGAUUAAAAUACAGUCAAGGCUUCUUUAUUUAUUAAUUAGAAAUUUCUUACGCUAAGCAGCGCGCGGCGAUAUUUUUACGGUUAUAAUUUGCCAUCAUAUGUCGGUAUGUAUUUGGAAUUGAAUUGAUAUUGUGGUCUGCUGGUUAUGAAAUACCUUUCGUAGUAUAUACAAACGCAAUUGUUCACUUAAAGUCGUUUAAUAAUUCACAAGUAUCAAGUAUUAUCUUUGUUUGACUAAUUAUCGAAAUGGAGUAGCGAAUGUGCGAGCGAUUACCACUCAAUCUCCAUUCUAUUUAACAAGUGUUCCUCAAGAGAAUUGGUUGCUUCUACAUUAAGAGCAAACGGAUAUCAGGACAUCAAGAUCCUCCGGUGGAACUUGUCAACGCCUGUAGAUCUGUGGCGUGGUCACUUGGUCUUAAAGUGUUCGCCGUACGCAAUGGCAGUGAAUGCCUUGGUGACAAGAAUUUGCCCUACGUAUUACAUAGACUAAAUGCUUCAAGAGGGUGUCUAGGAGGUAGAGGAGGACAAAACGUAUCUGACGUCUAUCGUCUCACAUGUAAGAAAAUCUCUUUGACCUUUAGUCUUUCUGCGGCUAUCCAUCAUUUUCUCGUUCAGCUGAUCGUCUAUUGAUACAUCGCUUUAUUAACGUUCAUUUUAUCUAUCUUUGUAUUAAAUCUUCCUUUUUCUUGUGUAUUCUUUUUAUUCGCAAAAGUGCUGAUUUUAACAGCUCCACUUUCGUCAUCUUGUUGUUUGUCCGUUUAUCUGUGAGUUUUUUUGGACUGAUUUAUUAUUAAACAAUUGUUUAAGUCACCUCACUCUAACUUUAAAAACGCAAAACAUUAUUCUUCCAGUUUUGAAUGACCAAGGCAACUAAAUUUUUAAAAACAUUGUUUUAAGAAUAAAUUAAUCAUGCAAAAGAAAUACGAUUAAACAGACUAGGAAAAUGUUCAGCAGUGAAAAAAACAUUGAAUUAACCACAGCAUAUAUAUAGUAAGAUACUACCAAAGUACAGAGUGUUAAUCUCGUGGAUACCUAGUUCAGAAAAUAGAGAAGUAAGUGACGAAAUAUGAUAUUGCAAAUGAAUUUAAAUAGAUGGGCCAAUCUUGCUCGCUCGGGAUUUCCCGCUUCGAUCCUGCUCAAGGAAAAAAGUGCGUCGAGCGGACUUACAAAGCUCUUCAUUAAAUUUUGCCAAUGUCUGCAUUGGAGUCAUGAUAAGUGGCAGAAACAGGUCAAAACAAAGAAAACAUAAACGGCUCUCGUGGGUUUAAUUGUGCCACAAACGCAGUCAUAAAAAGCGGCAGAAACAUGUCGAAAUACGGAUACUUAAACGACUUUUGUGGGUUUGAUUAUGCUACAAACGCAGUUGGCCUUCUUCUCCAGCUCUCGAAAUAAAGAAGUCAAUAUUGAUUGUUGUUCAAACGGAAAUUUUUUGCUAUGUCGUAAAUCCUUUAUUGACUAAGCUUGUUCGGUCAAGAUGGCUGAGUUUUGGCCAAGGUUUUGUGUACUUACGUCCUUUUUUGGGUGAUUGUUUCAGUGUUUGUCUCAAACGUAACUGGACUCAGAGCAAGUGAGGUCACAUUUGAGAGUUUCCGAGUGGAUUGGAAUCCAGUCCCAGAGUCCUUUAUUCUCGGCUAUAGAAUUAAUGUGCAGAAUGUCCGUCUCAGUGAGUUGGUUGUCCCCUGGAACGUGACCUACGCUCACAUAAAAGGUCUGCGUGGCAACACUACGUACACGAUAAGCGUGCUACCAUUCCAUGAUUUAACAGUUGAAGAGAUCCCUGGAGAAAACGAGGAAAGCAUCAUCAUAACCACCAAGCCAGAACCAGGUAAACAACUUUUCGGGUUGAUUUAA
Pocillopora meandrina is the source of this 9122-nucleotide messenger RNA. Lineage: Eukaryota; Metazoa; Cnidaria; Anthozoa; Scleractinia; Pocilloporidae. The record is from the annotation of a GenBank genome assembly.